Messenger RNA from Drosophila nasuta, 1612 nucleotides. It is a transcript of the gene Cyp4d8, whose product is annotated as Cytochrome P450 4d8. Gene Ontology annotation, molecular function: heme binding; monooxygenase activity; oxidoreductase activity, acting on paired donors, with incorporation or reduction of molecular oxygen. The record is from RefSeq and is a predicted model, not a curated record. Lineage: Eukaryota; Metazoa; Arthropoda; Insecta; Diptera; Drosophilidae.
AUGCUGUUGAUCGCAAUAGUUGUGUUCUUACUCACAGCCGGUUUCCUCUUCCAUUGGGGACAACGCGCUCGGCGUGCGGCAGUCUCCAAUCUGCCAGGUCCUUAUUGUUGGCCAGUCCUUGGAGCAGUGCAGUUGAUGUGCAAAUUGAAUCCAAAAACAUUCAUAAAAACAAGUCACGAGCAGGUGAAAAAACUGGGAACAUUGCAGCGAGCUUGGGUUCUAAAUCGCCUGCUCAUUGUAUCCUGCGAUGUGGAGUUCAAUGAGCAACUGUUAGCUAGCCAGGAGCACUUGGUCAAGUUGCCUGCUUACAUGGUGCUGGCUCAAUGGCUGGGCAACGGUUUGCUGCUUAGCGAUGGCAAGGCGUGGCAUCAGCGACGCAAGAUUAUAACGCCCACAUUUCACUUUGCGAUUCUCGAGCAAUUUGUGGAAGUCUUUGAUCAGCAGUCGAACAUUUGCGUGCAGCGAUUGCAGCAAAAAGCUGAUGGCAGCAGUAUCUUCGAUGUGUAUCCUUUUAUCUGCCUAGCUGCGUUGGACAUCAUUGCGGAGACAGCGAUGGGUACCAAAGUGAAUGCGCAGAUGGCAGAUCAGAUGACGCCUUAUGUCAAUGCGGUUAAUGAAUGCACUGCUCUCUUCGCCUGGCGUUUUAUGUCUGUUUAUGCACAGAAUGAGCUGCUCUUCACCUUGUUGCAUCCACUCUUGAAACUGCGUCAAACCAAACUUAUUCGCAUAAUGCACGAGUUUACUACCAAGGUAAUUGAGCAGCGUCGUCAGACUCUGGAAGAGAAGCAGCAGUCGGAAGAUUCGACUGUUGAAUCUGAGCAAGUUCUGGGCAAGAAGCGUCGCAUGGCUUUGUUGGAUGUCCUGCUGCAGGCCAGCGUUGAAGGUCGUCCUUUAAGAAACGACGAAAUACGCGAGGAAGUCGAUACUUUUAUGUUUGAGGGUCAUGAUACAACAACUAGCGCUAUUUCCUUCUGCCUUUGGCAGAUCUCAAGAAAUCCAGAGGUGCUGCAGAAAAUGCUGGCGGAGAUUCUGCAAGUGUUGGGCACAGAUCGCAAUCGAGCGAUCAGCAUACGUGAUCUCAACGAGCUGAAGUACAUGGAAUGCGUCAUGAAGGAAUCUCUACGCAUGCAUCCUCCGGUUCCUGUUCUAGGACGCACUCUCAAAAACGACUUUAAAUACACUCAUUCCACGCUUGGUGAUGGCGUUAUACCAGCUGGGUCGGAGAUUAUCAUGGGUCUGAUUGGCAUGCAUCAUCAGGAGAAGUAUUUCCCAGAGCCCGAAGUCUUUCGGCCAGAUCGUCACGAGCACGAAGAACGCACAUCGAGCUAUGCUUAUGUGCCUUUCAGUGCUGGGCCAAGAAACUGCAUUGGUCAGAAGUUUGCGCAGCUGGAGAUGAAGAUGUUGCUGGCCAAGAUUGUGCGGGAGUUCGAACUGUUGCCGCUGGGCGAACCAAUUGAGAUGGUGGUCAACAUUGUGCUGCGCUCCGACAGCGGAUUUCAGCUUGGGAUGCGCAGGCGCAACCUCUCCAUUUAGAAAUAAGUUAAGGCAGAAGACAGUUGCCAACCCAAUAUUAUUUUACUUUAAUUUAUGAUUAAAUAUUAUCUUAAUUUUA